CGUCUCCGUCAUUCAUUUUCGCGUUUACUCCCUUCGUGUUGUUGUUGUUGGUGCGUCUAAAACAUUGUGCGUUACAUAUUGAUUGAUUGUGCUCGCGAUUUGGGAGCAAAAUAUUUGAUUUUCCAGCGAAAACCAGUUUAGAGAAAGGAAACGACAGCAAAGAAGCACAAAUCGCUCAUUUUCACCCCCCCUUCAGGACGUGUGAACUUGGUCAAAAAGUAGCUGGCUCGCGCAGUGAUUAGACGCAAGUGAUGCCCAGAUCGUACGAGGAAGAUGAAGCGAGGAGGCCGAUCCUGGACGCGCAGGAAUCGGACAGCGAAGCUCCGGGAUCGGUGAUCGCACCCGCAAGAGAGCGGAUUCUGCACCGGAGUGACGAUGACGAGCUGAGCCAGCCGACCGGAUGUGGCGCGAGUGCGUGCUGCAAUCCGAGUUCCGCCACGCACCGCUUCAUGGCGCUGAUCUUCAUGUGUCUGGUCGGGUUUGGAUCGUACUUUUGCUACGACAAUCCGGGUGCCCUGCAGGACAAGUUCAAGUCGGAUCUGGACCUCUCGACCACGCAGUUUGUGUGGUUGUACUCGAUCUACUCGUGGCCAAAUGUGAUCCUGUGCUUUAUUGGAGGAUUUUUGAUCGAUCGCGUGUUUGGGAUUCGGUUGGGCACGAUCAUCUACAUGUUUAUCUUGCUGAUUGGACAGCUGAUUUUUGCCACCGGAGCGUUGAUCAACGCGUUUUGGUUGAUGAUCCUGGGUAGAUUCCUGUUUGGUAUCGGAGCGGAAUCGCUGGCCGUGGCGCAGAACAACUACGCCGUCCUGUGGUUCAAGGGCAAAGAGCUGAACAUGGUGUUCGGGCUGCAGCUUUCGUUUGCCCGCGUUGGCAGCACCGUCAACUUCCUCGUGAUGGUUCCGGUGUACAAUUACGUGCGCGACCUGGGCUACACCGGCCACCAGUGCACCGGAGUGGUCCUGCUGCUGGCCACGCUGACCUGCGUGAUGUCGAUGUUGUGCGCGUUGAUCCUCGGUUGGAUGGACAAACGGGCGGCUCGGAUUCUGCGCCGGAACGACAACCCACCGAACGGGGAGGUGGCCAAGCUUUCUGAUAUUGGCACGUUCAAGAUUUCGUUCUGGAUGGUGACGGUCAUCUGCGUCGCUUAUUACGUGGCCAUCUUUCCGUUCAUUGCGCUUGGGAAGGUGUUCUUUAUGCGCAAGUUUGGGUUCACCCCGGAGGACGCCAACACGGUCAACUCGAUCGUGUACAUCGUGGCUGGUGUGGCUUCGCCGUUGUUUGGGCUGAUCGUUGAUCGUACGGGACGGAACGUACUGUGGGUGUUUGUAUCGAUUACGGUGACGAUCUUCGCGCAUGGACUACUGGCGUUCACCUUCUACAACCCGUACGUGGCCAUGAUCACGAUGGGCAUGGCGUACUCGAUGCUGGCGAGCAGUCUGUGGCCACUGGUGGCGCUGAUCGUGCCCGAGUACCAGCUGGGAACGGCCUACGGAAUCUGCCAAUCCGUCCAGAACCUUGGCCUGGCCGUAAUUUCUAUGUUCUCGGGAUUGAUUGUCGACAAAGGAGGAUACUUUAUGCUGGAGAUCUUCUUCAUUGGAUGGCUCGUUGUUUCUCUUCUGGCCACGAUCGUCAUCUGGCUGUACGACGCCAACAACAACGGAGCUUUGAACAUGUCCCCGAAGGAGCGGGAGAUCGCCGCCAGCAAACUCUUGGUCGAGGCCGCCAACCGUUACGACGAGAAUGUGGCACCGGUGCCGUCGGAUGGGUCGGUCAAUGAGGAUGGCGUGACGACGCAGGGAGGGGCGGCCCCGCCGGUGGAAUCGAUCCGCAACCGUUAUCUGAACCGCGUCCUGGACAGUCCCAACCAGAGCGAUUCGGAGCCGUUGAUUGAGUAGAAGCAAGCAAAUCGAAGAAAUCAAAAAACAGGAAAAGGUAUUAGAACUGAGAGAAAAAGUGAGUGUUCUGUGCGCAAUGCGUUCUGGUAAUCUCUGCAUCGGUUGGGAGCGUUUGAGUUUUAAGAAGUUGAGUUUUUAUUA
Messenger RNA from Culex quinquefasciatus (southern house mosquito), 2036 nucleotides. Its product is annotated as major facilitator superfamily domain-containing protein 1. Gene Ontology annotation, molecular function: transmembrane transporter activity. Lineage: Eukaryota; Metazoa; Arthropoda; Insecta; Diptera; Culicidae. The coding region runs from base 252 to 1895 and encodes 547 amino acids. The transcript has 6 exons. Gene Ontology annotation, cellular component: lysosome. The record is from RefSeq and is a predicted model, not a curated record. Gene Ontology annotation, biological process: transmembrane transport.